Molecule: messenger RNA, 1069 nt
Organism: Castor canadensis (American beaver)
Lineage: Eukaryota; Metazoa; Chordata; Mammalia; Rodentia; Castoridae
Gene: Eef1e1
Product: eukaryotic translation elongation factor 1 epsilon 1
Biological process (GO): positive regulation of DNA damage response, signal transduction by p53 class mediator
Cellular component (GO): cytoplasm; aminoacyl-tRNA synthetase multienzyme complex; nucleus
Source: RefSeq, a predicted model, not a curated record
UCCACCAAUGCGUGAGGCUCUUGCUAGCCCGAGGCCGCCCCUGCCCGGAGCUGAGACCGGAAGAUGGCGUCGGCCGCGGAGUUGAAGCUGCUGGAGAAGUCCCUGGGGCUGAGCAAGGGGAAUAAGUAUAGCGCUCAGGGCGAGCGACAGAUUCCAGUUCUUCAAACAAACAAUGGUCCAAGUCUAACAGGAUUGACUACUAUAGCAACUCACCUAGUGAAACAAGCAAAUAAGGAGUAUUUGCUGGGAAGUACUGCAGAAGAAAAAGCAAUAGUUCAUCAAUGGUUAGAAUACAGGGUCACUCGAGUAGACGGACACUCCAAUAAAGAAGAUAUCCACACUCUGUUGAAGGAUCUUAAUUCAUAUCUUGAAGAUAAAGUCUACCUUACAGGAAAUAACUUUACCUUAGCAGAUAUCCUAUUGUACUAUGGGCUUCAUCGCUUUAUAGUUGACCUGACAGUUCAAGAAAAGGAGAAAUAUCUUAAUGUGUCUCGCUGGUUUUGUCACAUUCAGCAUUACCCAGGCAUCAGGCAACAUCUGUCUAGUGUUGUCUUCAUCAAGAACAGACUAUAUACUAACUCGCACUAGAAGUUACCCAUGUUGUGCCGAAGUGUGAUUAAAAAUGUUUUGAAAGCGUAUUCUGGACCUCAGUAGUAACGUAUAUUGAUACAGUCAUAUUUCAUUUGUUAAAGUAGGUAGAAUUUUAAAGUAUAAACUGGUGUCUGAGUGUUUUUAUUAUUUGUUCUUUCGUUGAAGUUUUGCAAUUUUUAUGUAAAAAUGCAACUGCUGUCAAAAAAAUUGAAAUCAAGUUAUAAAUUACCUUCUUUUAUAGAUGAAAUUUAUUUUAAUACAAGUUGCAAAUCAGUGGCUUAAUCUUAAAAAUAGGUAUCCUUACAGUGGUUGACAUAAUUGGCUAUUUAUUAAUCUCUCUUUCAUAUUUUAAAAUUCAUUUUCCUCAUGGAUAUUUAAAAUAGUUUGUUUAUUAAAACCUAUGAUAACUUAUGCCAAGGAUAUAGAAAGGGAAGACAAAUAUAUUUGUUUUCAAGUGUUUAUGUGAACUAGUAAAUGU